ACUCUCCAGCCCCGGGGACUGGUGCUGGGUCUGCUCUCAUCCACCUCACCUGCCUGUGGACGGACUGCCCGGAGAACCUCAGUGGAGUUAAUGGCUGACUGCAAAGCCAAACCAGCAAGAGGCAAUAUGGACCAACUUUCCACCAAGAUUCAGAAUGACCGGAUACAGGAGAAAGUAGCCACACGACGCAUGUCCAAUUCAAAUGGCACGAAUGGGGGAGCUACCACACUUGAUGAGCUCAGUGACCUUGAAGAGGCCUUUAGAAAAUUUGCUAUUCAUGGAGACACGAGAGCCACAGGAAGAGAGAUGAAUGGCAAAAAUUGGUCAAAACUGUGUAAAGACUGCAACAUCAUUGACGGGAAGAAUGUGACAAUCACCGAUGUUGACAUUGUGUUUUCCAAAGUCAAGGCGAAAUCUUUUAGGACUAUUACCUUUCACCAAUUCGAGGAUGCCCUUGAAGAGCUUGCACAGAAGAGGUUUAAAGGGAAGGUCAAGGAAGAGGCAAUCCAGGAGAUUCACAAGUUAGUUGAAGGGAAGUCCCCUGUUGUUUCAGGAGUAACGAAAACUGUGCUAUCUCCCACGUUGUCACGACUUACAGAUACCUCAAAGUUCACUGGUUCCCACAAAGAAAGGUUUGAUCAAAGCGGAAAAGGCCGAGGAAGAGAAGGCAGAGAGUACUUGGUUCAGAAUACUGGCUACGUAGUGGGAUACAAACAUGCUGGCACAUAUGACCAGAAAGUAAAAGGGAGUAAACAUGACUAGGUUCUUUUCCAACAUAUGUAUCACCAUCACUGGGAAUGUAUCUACUUCCAAUGCACCUUGGGAGAACAAAUCAAAAGUAGGAACUCAAGUCGUCAUUGUUUAUUUCCAAGUAUUUCUAGUUGGUUAGAAAAAUCUUCCACACUUUCUUUAGAAAGGCCAUUACCCCACACCCCCUCCCAUUACCCUGCCACCAUCAUUGGCCAACUGUCAAAAUUAUUGUCAUUUUUGAGUGGCUCUUGGUAAUCACAUGCAGUCCACCCUUCAUUGUUGGUCAUUGGCACCUCAGCAGAGGACCAGGCUUUGAAAGGACAACUCUCAAUAGCUCAAAAUCAUUAACAUUUGAACCAGUUCGUGAUGCUGCAUUACAGUCAUCUUUUUGGAUGACUUUCAACUCAUUUUGUGUUAAGAAUGGAAACUUAUGUUCAGUCCAAAGAUCCCUGCAUUACAAGAUGCCUCUCCCCACAAUUGAUGAGACAGGGAACAAUGUCCAAGUACUCUGUUUCAUAAAAUCCUCAUCCAGAGUUGGUAAUGAAACAUCAAACUAUACCUUGUAAGACUGGGUUCUCUUCAACUGCUGAGUGGACAUGAAGACAUAGGAAAAAUGCAAAACUGAACGAGGCAUAGAAGUGUCAGUCUCAACAUGUCAGGUAUAAAUGUGUGUCGUCUUUGAUAGUCCUGUUGUACAAAAUGUCCUUCCAAUUUAGGUGGUCAAUGGGGAAAGAAAGUCUCACCACAACAUUGUGAAAAUUGCAUUAUGGCAAAGAAGCAAUUGGUGAGAAGGCAUCUGUCGGCAUCACUCUAGUAAUACGUCGUUUUCUAAUACGGAUCAACCACUGUGCCCCUGAAAGAUGUGUUCGACGUAAAUGAGAUAGGACUCUGCUGCAAAUAGCAUUUUACCUGCCAAAAAAAGGUCAGUUAUAUCUUAAAGUGUCGAGAUUUGGCCCGAUCAGCUUUUUGAAGAAAAUAGGAUGGGAGCUGGUGGAUCUAAUCAGUGAAUUUGGAAGGUGACCCGCAGGCACUCAAAGAAGUGCUUUGACUGAAUGGUUUUUGUUGUCAGUGGCAAGGACUGUCAGCAUGUUGUAGUCGUGCACAAGGAACAUUUGAACAAUCUGAAGGUAUGGAUCAGUCAGUGAUGGGUUAACCAUAAGGAUGGUACAGAUGAAUCACACCCUCAAUAUCAUCACAGACUUGCCAUAAUCCUAAUAUCUUUCAGCUAGUGGAAUUAGGAUAAAUUGACAUUCGACAGUUUUAAUGAUUGUCAGUCAUAUCCUGAAAGGUUUCUGCUGAAAGAAAAUAAAAGCUGGAGAUUGAAGUUUCUAUAUUCCUGCACAAAUGAAAAUGACUAAGCUGACAUAACAUCAUGGGGGGGAGGGGGGAGUAUGAAUGUUUAUCCUGUCAAACAAUUCCAUUGUUUUGUUGUGCAACAUAAAUAGGAAUUGUAUUACACUUUUUCUCUAGACCCCAGUUCAACUUAACAAUGUAGAAUCUGUUAAGUACUGAGCUCGAUUGUGAUUCUGCUUCCAAAAGUGUAUGAUUGGCACACUUCCUUAGGCUUCAAGAGAGACAUUUAUCAACCAGUGAUUCUGUUAAAGGGAAUAGAAUGUAUAACUGCCAUUGUGAAUGUGGUCGUGGUAGACCUUAUAUUACACAUUCUUGCCUCACCCUGCUCAAAUGGGGAAUUGGAAACUGGCACAUAGUGCCUUUGUUCUCGGUAACAACACUGAUUCAUUUCAUUCCACUUUAUUGUAUUCCAGUAAAGCUACUGCCUGUUCUUAAGCUGCUUCAUCUUAUCUUGGAGUUUCUCAGUGAAUUAUUCUCUCUGUAUGCUUCAGCAGAUUAAUGGAAUGGCCCUGCUAUAACUGCAAAGACAACAAACGAAUGAAAGUUGUAGCUGAUGCCCUUCCGAAGACAUAAGUGCACAGGCAGAGUAUAGCUUAUAAAGGGGAUAUUGGGGGAGCAUUGAAUGAAGACUUAUGUAUGUGAAGACUUUAAUUAACACUUUAAUAACAAAGAAUCAUGGCUAUGAUUUCAAAGUUUUAUGUUGGGUUAGUGAAAGUCUAAACAUCAGACCAGUUGGGUUCCAUCCUGUGUGAACUGCUCAUAAAGUAUACAAAGUCAAAAAUCACAUGACACCGGGCUAUAGUGCACAGGUUUAUUUUAAACCGUGAGCUUUCAGAGCUCCCACUCUUUUUUUUUCAGUUAGCUACUUUGUCCACUCCCGUCCAACACCUGCAUCAUAAUAUGGAUAGAAGAACUAACAGCUGGAAAUAAGUUUGAUUAUGACUGAGUUUAUAGGAGUGUACUACACAUUCCAUCAAACACAACAUAAGAGCACUUUUCAGCCAAUCGCUAUUGAUUGAGAUUUCCAAAUUGCAGGUUACCCUUUCUAACCAUGGCCCAAAAGUUUUGAGUAUUUGUUAAAAUCAAGUGUGAUAUUCUAUCAGAUAUCUUCUUUAUUUCAAACUUCUCCUUUCUUUUCCAUCUGCUGUUUCUUUAGCUUGCCCUCUCCCCUCCACUUUUUGUCCUGAAUCAUCUAUGGAAGCUAGAUUCCAUCCACGGGCUUCUCCCUAACUGAUACUUAUUCCUCCAACAGUUGCCUGAGAGGAAUCAAAUAUAUUGUUGCCAAAACACAAGUUUCCCCUGGAUUGGAGAACUGGGUCCAUUUGCCUUAAACUUGCAGGAAUGUCUGGGCUACCAUUUGAACAAGUAACAGGGAGUCUGUUGUCCUGAGAUAAUACUAAAUAUCUUCAGAAUUUGUUGUAUUCAAAAAAAAUUUAGCACACCAAGGGGAAAUAAAUGAAAUGCAGCAGAAAUAUAAUGGUUGUGAUACAUUAUAAAACGCUUCAAAGAUUGUUCUGCGGUGGUAGUUAUGCUGAAAUCAAAUUUGUAAAUUGUAUGUAAAUAGCCAAUCUCAGUAUGCAUAGGUUGAUAGUGGGAUAUUAGCUGCAUCGAAAAUUCCAAGUUGAAUAAUCCUCAGCAUGGAUCAUUGUUCCAUUAAAAUUGACAUGUUUAUCAUUAAUUGGAAGAUACUCAAAAAAUAAUUAUGUAAUAUAUAGAUCUAAGCUUUGUCAAUUUUUAACAUCACAAAUCCUAACUUGUACCAAUAUAUAAAUACAGUUCACAUUGUGCACUUUACUGUAAGGUCAUUACUAUUCACAGCACAACUAAUUGCUGCUCCUUCAGUGAUGACUGAGGUACUGCUGAUAUUUGCUUUCUUUGUCGAAUUUGGGUUUGUUUUUGACUUUCCAUCCGAUAUGCACUGUAGAGACGCUCAGAUUUAAUUUGCUGUUUUAAUACAAUCCAACAAUCUGAAAAUCUCUCGUAAGUAAUGCUUGAUAACAAAUCAAGAAUUGCAAUUAAAGCCUUCAGCUUUCCAUUGUACAUACUGCCCAAGGCCAAGCACUUUAAUCAGUAUUCUGUUCCUCCUUUACUAAAAGGCAGAGGAAAGGACAUACAUGGUCUGAAGGUCAAGAGGGCUGAGAGGAAGCUAUGGGUGUUGUGAAUAGUUCUUUCUCUAUAGAAUUACACCCUUAUUUUUCUACAUUGCUUGCUUCAACUAUGUAUCAGAGGCUGCCAGAUAUUGCUACAUCGUAAAGCUAGACUGACUAAAUUUUGUAAGAACAAUAAAUGAAAUAAAAUCUAUUUGUAAAGCUA
Molecule: messenger RNA, 4416 nt
Organism: Hemiscyllium ocellatum (epaulette shark)
Lineage: Eukaryota; Metazoa; Chordata; Chondrichthyes; Orectolobiformes; Hemiscylliidae
Product: tubulin polymerization-promoting protein
Exons: 4
Coding region: 91-762 (223 amino acids)
Biological process (GO): microtubule polymerization; microtubule bundle formation; positive regulation of protein polymerization
Cellular component (GO): microtubule
Molecular function (GO): tubulin binding
Source: RefSeq, a predicted model, not a curated record